AUGUCUCUGGCCUUAUAUAUCCUAGAUGAAGAUCUUCAUCUUCUCAUUCAUAGACAAUACAGACGAGAGUUAGAUAGUGCCAAGGUCAUCAAUAAAUUCCGGCGAUCCUACAUAGAGGCUUUGCCAGCUUGUUCUCCGGUACUUCGGUGUGGCAGCUGGACUUUUGUGUACGUGAAAUGUGAUUCUAUAUACUUGAUGAUGCCUGUUUAUGGAGAUGCCAAUGUCGUUUGCCUAAUUACUUUUCUGCACAAGUUUAUGGGUGUUCUUCGAAGUUAUCUCAGCUCGUAUGGGCAGAUGCAGCAGCCAGAAUGGAAAAUUGACGCAGACUCAAUACGUGACAAUUACAUUUUGUUGUACGAGCUCUUUGACGAAACACUAGAUUGGGGAAUUCCUCAACUGACCGAAUUCAGUAUUCUUAAGGAGUAUGUCCGUCCCCAAAACACCAACGUCAUUGAAUCUGAAAAGGGUGAUUCUGACGGCACUGAAAAGCAGAUCUCAAAUGAAGUCAAUGCUAGUAUUUCCCGAUCGUCAAUGGCAAAAAUAUCGUGGAGGCCUAAAGGUAUAUUCUAUGACAAAAACGAGUUUUUCAUGAAUUUCGAGGAGCACUUGAAGUUCAAAUAUAAUUUCAAGGCCAGACGGUUGAUGCUAAACACGAUAUCUGGUGAAAUCAACUGUACAAGUUAUUUAAGUGGAAUGCCUACACUCAAAUUAGAGCUUAACGAGCCAUUUAAGAGAGAGUCCGUGGAAAAUGCGACAUCUUUGUCGAUCUCUUCUGCCAAUUCCAUCUUCAGCAACGUUAAUUAUCAUCAAUGUGUGCAAAUUGAUGACUCGGAUGAGCAUUUAUUGACCUUCAUACCGCCGGAUGGGCGUUUCAAGUUGCUUUCAUAUCAAAUAUUGCAUACGGACUCACUCCGGCCCCUAAUCGUGAUCAGGCCCAGGUACAUUGUAUACAGUAAGGACGGUCAUUAUAGACUUAGAAUCAAGUUGAAGAUCUUGACUACUUUCAAGCGGAAAUACAACAUGUCGGAUAUUUCAAUUGUGCUGCCGCUUUUCGUCCCGGUUGAUAAUCUUGUUUUCGAUUUCGACAAACCUUUCAGAUUCAGCACGAAAAUUGGAAGAGUGGUGCAUAAUUUGUGUGAAAAUACCAUCACAUGGCAGAUAUCGAGAAUGGAUGGUCUUAGUAGAGGGCAGAUGGUUUCUGAGUUUGAACUAACAACAAGACAGCAUGUUGACUAUGAACACAGGCAAAACAUAUUUCACAAUAGGCAGACGAAAAAUGACAUUGUCUAUUAUCAUUUAAGGACGAAAUUGGACAAACUCCGAGGAACAAUCGCAGAUUCUGAGCUUAGUAGUGCUUUGGAGAGUACGACAAGCAUUGGAGUAUUUACAGAGAAAAAUUUGAUCAUCACUGUGAAUUUCACUCUUGAAGCAAUGCUGUACAGUGGGCUUAAGGUGAAUUUCUUGCAGGUUCAGGAACCAGAACUACAAUUCGAGGCAUUUCCUUGGGUGAGAUAUCGAAUUUCUUGUGGAAAGGGAGAUUAUCUGUUUGUAAUGUGUGAUGAUCAGAUAUACAAUAGGCUCAGUAAAGCAGAGUUGGACCAUAUUCAUCAAUCGAUUGAAGAAAUUAAGAAGGAGGAAGAUGCUUUGAAUUCAGAUACGGAUCGAACCAAAGUUAAGGAAGAAGAGGCUUCUUCACAAGUAAGCGAAGGGAAACUAUCUUCACAAAAAGUAGAUGGAAGUAAUGAGAGAUAUAAAAAGAAGGCUCCGGCGUUUGAGGAGUACAAGCUUGAGGGUGAAGAAUGA
Brettanomyces bruxellensis is the source of this 1803-nucleotide messenger RNA. RefSeq lists its product as uncharacterized. Gene Ontology annotation, cellular component: AP-2 adaptor complex; cytoplasmic vesicle. The transcript has a single exon. Lineage: Eukaryota; Fungi; Ascomycota; Pichiomycetes; Pichiales; Pichiaceae. The coding region runs from base 1 to 1803 and encodes 600 amino acids. The record is from RefSeq and is a predicted model, not a curated record. Gene Ontology annotation, biological process: intracellular protein transport; clathrin-dependent endocytosis. Gene Ontology annotation, molecular function: clathrin-cargo adaptor activity.